UUUCAAGGAGGAGGAACGAGCCCAGUGGGAGCCUCUGUCUGGCGAAAAGUUCAACAGACAGAAGAAUACGCCUAGGUUCGAAGCCUACAUGAUGACCGGCGAUCUGAUGCUGAACUUGUCGCGCACCCAGCAAAGCAGUGGCCUGCUCCCGAAACACCAGAAGAAGGUCGACUCGCUGAGGUACAACAAUCAUCACACCCACCAUCACCAUAAUCACCACAAUCACCACCAUCAUAACUCGGUACCCACCAGUCCUAACGAGAUGCUGGGCCAUCACCGUGCUUACAAGUGCACCGGUUCGAACUCGGCCAGCACCUCGCCGGUCGGGAUCAGCAAACGCGAGAGCGUCCAGUGCCCGGGCCAGGGGGACGCCGGCAAACCGAACGCGGCGAGUUUCGGUUACUCGAGCGGUUUCGUUCGUACGUCGCGCUCCGAGGAUCAUUUGCAAUUCCAAAAGGACCCGUCGAUGAGCGCUGUGGACAUUGACAUCGACGACGACGUCACGUCCAGCUUGAACACCCUGUUGGACACACGGCCGGACAGUGGGCAGGGCUUGUCCAGCGAGCGGAUCGUGUGGACGUACAACGCCCCGGUCAGCUCGCCGUCCGCCUCGGAGCGCACCUCUUGCUGCCAGAACGGCAGCUCCUCGCAAUCCUCGUCGAGUAGCUCCUCGACGGAGGGCACCAGCCCCCAGCGUUCCUUGUCCCCGGCCUCCCCUACCUCAGUCUCGUCCUCGGUCAUGUCCUCCAAUUCUGGAUCCCGUAGGUUCCCACCGCCGGUACCCACGGGCGCGAACGCGACAGCCCUGGGCCCAUCCGGCGACGGUACAAACUCCUCGGCCUCCGGGCUUCAUCCGACGAACGGGGACCUAAGCCAGUCCGAGGCGAUCAGCAACAUGUCCAGCCCCGACUACAACGACGAGGAGACCAUGGACAUACUCAGUGCCCGCGACAUGAUGGUCAGUGAUCCGAGUGACAGUGACUCGACGAUACUGGCCAGCGAACCGCCCCAGAGAAGGCUGAAGAGCAACACGACCUCGUCCACGCCGACCGGCUACCAACCAGCACAGGACACGUCCGAGCACAGGAUAGUGAUACAGGUGAAAGGACCGGAGAAGGAGUUGGCAACUGCCACCGCGCGAAACACUAGUCCCAGACAGAACAGGAGACGCGGGAAUCCAAGCAAUCCGGAACUCGUGCCCGCUGCAACGCCACAGAACACCGUGCAACGGUCCGCCGGUGGCAAUGUCACUCCCGAGUUCGUUGGAUAUCAGGAGUUGAAGGAGAGCGAGGACGAGAAGGAGGCGCUGAAUCUUUGCGGCUACGAGGACAAGUACGGCGCGUCGCCGCCCCAAUCCGCCGAUGAGGAAAGCGACAUCGAAAGUUUGCACAGCUUCCAUUACAGCCCGAAAGCGGUGGACCUGCCGUCGGCGAUUCGACUGGCCAAGAGGCUAUACUCACUGGACGGUUUCAAAAAGUCUGACGUCUCUAGACACCUUAGCAAAAACAACGACUUUAGUAGAGCGGUAGCCGAAGAAUACUUGAGAUACUUCAGCUUCGAACGGGACACGCUGGACGUGGCUCUCAGAAAGUUCCUUGCCCAGUUCUCUUUGACGGGGGAGACCCAGGAAAGAGAGAGGGUCCUUGUACAUUUCUCCAAGAGAUUUCUCGACUGCAACCCCGGCGCUUUCAAUUCUCAGGACGCUGUCCAUACGUUAACUUGCGCCAUAAUGCUGCUCAAUACGGAUCUGCACGGUCAAAAUAUCGGCAGGAAGAUGUCGUGUAACGAAUUUAUAGAGAACCUCUCGGAACUGAACGACGGCGAUAAUUUCCCUAGGGAGGUGCUAAAGCAGCUGUACAAUGCUAUCAAAUCGUUCCCCUUGGAAUGGGCCCUGGAUGAGGAGGGCGAUGAGGCCGCGAAUCAGGCGAUGCAACAGGGUGACGGUCCAGCUAUAUCUGGAACCGGGAAUCCAUUUCUCGACGUGCCAAACGUUACGGGUGCUACGGAGUUCAAGAAGGGUUACGUUAUGCGAAAAUGCUGUUACGAUUCCAACGGAAAGAAAACUCCGUUCGGGAAACGUGGCUGGAAGAUGUAUUAUUGUACAUUGCGAGAACUUGUAUUAUAUUUGCACAAAGACGAGCAUGGCUUCCGUAAUGAUAGUUUACACAACGCCAUACGUAUCCACCACGCGUUGGCGACAAAGGCGUCGGACUACACGAAAAAACAACAUGUCUUCAGGUUACAGACCGCUGAUCAGGCAGAAUAUCUCUUCCAAACGAGUGAUUCCAAAGAGCUGCAGUCGUGGAUCGACACGAUUAAUUUCGUGUGCGCAAGUUUCUCCUGUCAGCCGUUAGCCGGGGCGGUCGGCUCCCAGCGAAAAUUUCAACGACCCCUGCUGCCCUGCAGUCACACGAAAUUAUCUCCUAGAGAACAGUUACGGGACCACGAGGACAGGGUUAACAAAUUAGAGGCCGAACUAGAGGAGCACAGGCGGCAUCCACCUGAAAGGGGGGCGAAAGCACUCACUGUACAAAACUAUAAAGAAAAGGAUGCCUAUCUGCAUCACGAGCUGAAGAGGUACAAGACAUACGCUUACUUGUUACGGUCGAGGCUGGCAUUUACCGAGGUGGAGCCGUCUUUGGUGGAGAGCAGUAUCGGCGAAGUGGACGAGGGAAGCGGGGCGCUGCUGAACUCGGACGUGGCGUUAGUACCGCCGCCGGUACCCGAUCGACCCGCCAUAAAUAGCAUGUGUGGUCUAGUCUGACCUGCGUGUACGCAGGCCUAGCACAGGCA
Molecule: messenger RNA, 2793 nt
Organism: Dufourea novaeangliae
Lineage: Eukaryota; Metazoa; Arthropoda; Insecta; Hymenoptera; Halictidae
Gene: Efa6
Product: PH and SEC7 domain-containing protein 1
Exons: 11
Coding region: 89-2764 (891 amino acids)
Biological process (GO): regulation of ARF protein signal transduction
Molecular function (GO): phospholipid binding; guanyl-nucleotide exchange factor activity; protein binding
Source: RefSeq, a predicted model, not a curated record